Molecule: messenger RNA, 901 nt
Organism: Drosophila teissieri
Lineage: Eukaryota; Metazoa; Arthropoda; Insecta; Diptera; Drosophilidae
Exons: 3
Coding region: 66-764 (232 amino acids)
Source: RefSeq, a predicted model, not a curated record
CCGACCUAUAAAUCCAUUUGAUUUUGUAUGUUUUUCGAGAUAUCCUGUAAAAUUGACCGUGUUACAUGACCAUGACUCGAACAAAAAUUGCUACGCCCCGCUGUGAAACUAUUGCCAAAUUGGUGGUCAGCAUCGGCAGUGGCGAAAGCUUUCUCACUUAUGCAGAUGCCACAACACGAUCCUUCUGCGCGAAUCCCUCGUGGCUGAACUUCCAAAAUGGGAUGAUGGACGUGGGGCCGAUAAGCAAACCCAAUCCCCAUGAUUCUCAAAAGGAGGCAGCCUCGUUUCUGGAGCGACAUUUCGGAAUCAAGCGUCUGGAUUCCAGGCCGUUGAACGAGAGUGGGGGAGCAGUGGAUUUCCAGGACAGGAAGACGAUUAUCUGGCACACUUGGCUGGUGGAGAAGGUGAGGCUUCCUCCAGCUCAGUGUGCGGUUAUCGAGGACUGGAAGGAUCCCUGCACGGAAACUCUAGGCACUUGCUCUUGUUCCUGGCACUUGCAGAACUGCAUGGCCUGGCAGCUCAUUAUCAGUAAUCGAAUGACGGAUGCCAAGUGCUUCUGUUCGCGAAUCAAGAAAACGAUGGACAUUGUCAACUGUCUCGUGGACCCGGAACUGGAACAGGACAAUUCUUUGAAGGAUUGUUCUUCUCCCUUAGCCGCGUUAACCGAGAAAGUGUUUGGUGCCACCGAUCAGCUGAAGAAACUGAAUGAUCUUCUAGAGCUCCAGGAGAAGCGCAACCGGAGAUACAAACGCCUGUAUGAAUAGGAAAACAUAGGAAAGCCAAAGACAGCGAUUGGAGUGCUGACCCCUUGAUGUCUGCAUAGAUUGUAUUGUAUUUAUUUUAUUAAAACAUUUCUGUUGUAUUUCGAUAGUAUUAGACAUAUAUCCAUUUAGAUAUUCGA